AUGGAUCCCAUGCAGCCAUUCAUGCGACCACCCUCCAGAGAGGAGCUGCGCGCCGUCCUCAAAGCGAACGCCGCCUUCCUCGCCAUCUACUUCACGGCCAUCCGCGCCACUCCACUGGCUCUGGACUUUGCUUACGCCGCGUACAGCCAUUAUUCCAACUGACCCCAUAUCCACCGUAAACGCAUCGCCCCUCGUCUCAUUCA
Molecule: messenger RNA, 203 nt
Organism: Chondrus crispus (carragheen)
Lineage: Eukaryota; Rhodophyta; Florideophyceae; Gigartinales; Gigartinaceae
Exons: 3
Coding region: 1-162 (53 amino acids)
Source: RefSeq, a predicted model, not a curated record